CUUGUACGGGCAGGGAUCUGAGUUUGAUAUGUCAAAGUUUUUCCUUUAAUUAAUUACAUUUAUCUACUUUGAAAUAUUUAUUACUACUGAUAAAUUGUAGAUGGUACAAAAAAAAUAAAUCGGGUUAACGUUCAUGUCCCGAUAUGGCUCCUCCAAAACGCGUGAAGAAAGAUACUGACAGGGGAAAGUGGAAAAAACGUAAGGAGGAUCACGACAACUAUAAUGAUGAUGACUUCGGAGAAGGUUUGGAAACGGAGGGCAUUCCCGAUGCAGCUAAAAAUGAUGUGGAGAAACAGGAUGAGACUGCAGUUGAAGACGAGUUUGGUGCCAAGGAUUAUCGGUCCCAAAUGUCGCUGAAAACAGAUCACGAUGUGAGACCACUUUGGGUGGCACCGAAUGGUCACGUGUUCUUGGAGUCUUUCUCUCCAGUUUAUAAACAUGCUCAUGAUUUCCUAAUUGCCAUCUCAGAGCCUGUGUGUCGACCUGAACAUAUUCACGAGUACAAACUGACAGCAUACUCAUUAUAUGCCGCUGUCAGUGUUGGACUACAAACUCAUGACAUAAUUGAAUAUUUAAAACGGUUAAGCAAAACUUCGGUGCCAGAUGGUAUUGUCGAAUUUAUUAAACUCUGUACACUGUCUUAUGGAAAGGUUAAAUUAGUUUUGAAGCAUAACAAGUAUUUUGUCGAGUCACCUUACCCAGAUGUGCUGCAAAAAUUGCUGAAGGAUCCUGUGAUUCAAGAAUGCAGGCUACGACAGAAUGUAGACGAAGCAGAGAAGGAUACAUUGAUAACAAAUAUUAAUAGCAAAGCGAAAACUGUGCAGUUUGGAGCAAAGCCGUUACCACCUUCCCAGCCCACGACUGAUGUAACUGCAGUAACGGAAGUACCUGCUGAUCCAGCAACACCUGUCGAAACUGCUACCAUUCCCGAAGACAUCACCAAAUUUUAUGACAAAAUUGAUAAAGAAGAUGAAGAUGAGGAAGAGGAGCAACAAUUAAAGACUGUCAGUUUUGAAGUAAAUCAGGAAAAAAUUGAAGUGAUACAGAAGCGAUGCAUCGAAUUAGAAUACCCACUACUGGCAGAGUACGACUUUCGAAAUGACACAAUCAACCCAGAUAUAAAUAUCGAUUUGAAACCAUCAGCUGUACUGAGGCCGUACCAGGAGAAAAGUCUGCGUAAAAUGUUUGGAAACGGUCGAGCCAGAUCUGGUGUUAUCGUCUUACCCUGUGGUGCUGGUAAAAGUUUAGUCGGUGUGACAGCCUGCUGUACAGUGCGAAAGCGAGCACUGGUACUCUGCAACUCUGGGGUAUCGGUGGAGCAGUGGAAGCAACAAUUCAAAAUGUGGUCCACCGCUGAUGAUUCGAUGAUCUGCAGGUUCACUAGCGAAGCAAAAGACAAGCCAAUGGGCUGUGGGAUUUUGGUCACGACUUAUUCCAUGAUCACUCACACUCAGAAACGUUCCUGGGAGGCUGAGCAGACAAUGCGGUGGCUCCAGGAUCAAGAAUGGGGCAUCAUGGUUUUAGAUGAGGUCCACACGAUCCCUGCAAAAAUGUUCCGUAGAGUGUUGACCAUAGUGCAGUCUCACUGCAAGUUGGGAUUAACUGCUACACUAUUGAGAGAAGACGAUAAAAUCGCUGACCUGAACUUCCUCAUUGGCCCGAAGCUGUAUGAAGCCAACUGGUUGGAGCUCCAAAAGAGAGGAUUCAUCGCAAGGGUCCAGUGUGCCGAAGUGUGGUGUCCGAUGACUCCUGAGUUCUAUAGGGAAUACCUCAGUUGCAAAAUGAGCAGGAAGUUGCUUUUGUAUGUCAUGAAUCCAAACAAGUUCCGGAGCUGUCAGUACUUGAUUCGCUACCAUGAAAGGAGAGGAGACAAGACUAUCGUCUUCUCGGACAAUGUCUUUGCCCUGAAACAUUACGCCAUCAAAAUGAACAAACCGUAUAUUUAUGGACCUACGAGUCAGAGCGAGAGGAUACAAAUCUUGCAGAACUUUAAGUUUAACGUGAAAGUGAACACGAUAUUCGUCAGUAAAGUGGCUGAUACUUCCUUCGACUUGCCGGAAGCCAAUGUUCUUAUACAGAUUUCAUCCCAUGGUGGAUCUCGAAGACAAGAGGCCCAGCGAUUGGGAAGAAUUCUACGAGCAAAGAAAGGUGCCAUUGCCGAAGAGUAUAAUGCAUUUUUCUACACCCUGGUAUCGCAGGACACCAUGGAGAUGAACUAUUCAAGGAAGAGACAGAGGUUCCUCGUCAACCAGGGCUACGCCUACAAAGUGAUUACCAAGCUGGCCGGAAUGGACGACGAUGCUGAGUUGAUGUACAAGACUCGAGAGGAGCAGGGCCAGUUGUUGCAACAAGUAUUGUCAGCCAGUGACACCGAUGCCGAUGAAGAGAGAAUCCCUGGAGAAGGACCUCGACCGGUCGUCCGCAAGAUUGGCAACAUGGCUUCAAUGUCUGGAGCUGACGAUGCCGUGUACUACGAAUACAGAAAAUCUCCAGCCUCUUCGACGGCGAACAAGCAUCCACUGUUUAAGAAGUUCAGGACCUGAAAAUUCGACUUUUCGGUUUGUUUUCAUUCUCUCUUUUCAGAUAAGGUAUGCAGGCCCAUUGGGGCUAUGAUGAUUAAAUAAUCAUUUCUCAUAAUUUAUUGUCGCUUGUGAACCAUGGCCAAAAUCAAGGCGGAGCCUUAUCAAACUCUGGCGAUAAACAGCAAUAAACGGUUUGAUUUUAUUCCGUCGAAAGGGAA
Orussus abietinus is the source of this 2740-nucleotide messenger RNA. It is a transcript of the gene hay, whose product is annotated as DNA excision repair protein haywire. NCBI's taxonomy places the organism in Eukaryota, Metazoa, Arthropoda, Insecta, Hymenoptera, Orussidae. The record is from RefSeq and is a predicted model, not a curated record. Gene Ontology annotation, cellular component: transcription preinitiation complex; nucleotide-excision repair factor 3 complex; transcription factor TFIIH holo complex. Gene Ontology annotation, molecular function: DNA binding; hydrolase activity; 3'-5' DNA helicase activity. The transcript is spliced from 15 exons. Bases 144 to 2543 code for a protein of 799 amino acids. Gene Ontology annotation, biological process: transcription initiation at RNA polymerase II promoter; nucleotide-excision repair.